Homo sapiens (human) is the source of this 3856-nucleotide messenger RNA. It is a transcript of the gene WNT2, whose product is annotated as Wnt family member 2. Gene Ontology annotation, molecular function: signaling receptor binding. The coding region runs from base 70 to 1152 and encodes 360 amino acids. The record is from RefSeq and is marked reviewed. Gene Ontology annotation, biological process: Wnt signaling pathway; positive regulation of neurogenesis; animal organ development. Gene Ontology annotation, cellular component: extracellular region. The transcript has 5 exons. Lineage: Eukaryota; Metazoa; Chordata; Mammalia; Primates; Hominidae.
GCUUCUGCUCUGGGCACGCAUGGCGCCCGCACACGGAGUCUGACCUGAUGCAGACGCAAGGGGGUUAAUAUGAACGCCCCUCUCGGUGGAAUCUGGCUCUGGCUCCCUCUGCUCUUGACCUGGCUCACCCCCGAGGUCAACUCUUCAUGGUGGUACAUGAGAGCUACAGGUGGCUCCUCCAGGGUGAUGUGCGAUAAUGUGCCAGGCCUGGUGAGCAGCCAGCGGCAGCUGUGUCACCGACAUCCAGAUGUGAUGCGUGCCAUUAGCCAGGGCGUGGCCGAGUGGACAGCAGAAUGCCAGCACCAGUUCCGCCAGCACCGCUGGAAUUGCAACACCCUGGACAGGGAUCACAGCCUUUUUGGCAGGGUCCUACUCCGAAGUAGUCGGGAAUCUGCCUUUGUUUAUGCCAUCUCCUCAGCUGGAGUUGUAUUUGCCAUCACCAGGGCCUGUAGCCAAGGAGAAGUAAAAUCCUGUUCCUGUGAUCCAAAGAAGAUGGGAAGCGCCAAGGACAGCAAAGGCAUUUUUGAUUGGGGUGGCUGCAGUGAUAACAUUGACUAUGGGAUCAAAUUUGCCCGCGCAUUUGUGGAUGCAAAGGAAAGGAAAGGAAAGGAUGCCAGAGCCCUGAUGAAUCUUCACAACAACAGAGCUGGCAGGAAGGCUGUAAAGCGGUUCUUGAAACAAGAGUGCAAGUGCCACGGGGUGAGCGGCUCAUGUACUCUCAGGACAUGCUGGCUGGCCAUGGCCGACUUCAGGAAAACGGGCGAUUAUCUCUGGAGGAAGUACAAUGGGGCCAUCCAGGUGGUCAUGAACCAGGAUGGCACAGGUUUCACUGUGGCUAACGAGAGGUUUAAGAAGCCAACGAAAAAUGACCUCGUGUAUUUUGAGAAUUCUCCAGACUACUGUAUCAGGGACCGAGAGGCAGGCUCCCUGGGUACAGCAGGCCGUGUGUGCAACCUGACUUCCCGGGGCAUGGACAGCUGUGAAGUCAUGUGCUGUGGGAGAGGCUACGACACCUCCCAUGUCACCCGGAUGACCAAGUGUGGGUGUAAGUUCCACUGGUGCUGCGCCGUGCGCUGUCAGGACUGCCUGGAAGCUCUGGAUGUGCACACAUGCAAGGCCCCCAAGAACGCUGACUGGACAACCGCUACAUGACCCCAGCAGGCGUCACCAUCCACCUUCCCUUCUACAAGGACUCCAUUGGAUCUGCAAGAACACUGGACCUUUGGGUUCUUUCUGGGGGGAUAUUUCCUAAGGCAUGUGGCCUUUAUCUCAACGGAAGCCCCCUCUUCCUCCCUGGGGGCCCCAGGAUGGGGGGGCCACACGCUGCACCUAAAGCCUACCCUAUUCUAUCCAUCUCCUGGUGUUCUGCAGUCAUCUCCCCUCCUGGCGAGUUCUCUUUGGAAAUAGCAUGACAGGCUGUUCAGCCGGGAGGGUGGUGGGCCCAGACCACUGUCUCCACCCACCUUGACGUUUCUUCUUUCUAGAGCAGUUGGCCAAGCAGAAAAAAAAGUGUCUCAAAGGAGCUUUCUCAAUGUCUUCCCACAAAUGGUCCCAAUUAAGAAAUUCCAUACUUCUCUCAGAUGGGAACAGUAAAGAAAGCAGAAUCAACUGCCCCUGACUUAACUUUAACUUUUGAAAAGACCAAGACUUUUGUCUGAUCAAGUGGUUUUACAGCUACCACCCUUAGGGGUAAUUGGUAAUUACCUGGAGAAGAAUGGCUUUCAAUACCCUUUUAAGUUUAAAAUGUGUAUUUUUCAAGGCAUUUAUUGCCAUAUUAAAAUCUGAUGUAACAAGGUGGGGACGUGUGUCCUUUGGUACUAUGGUGUGUUGUAUCUUUGUAAGAGCAAAAGCCUCAGAAAGGGAUUGCUUUGCAUUACUGUCCCCUUGAUAUAAAAAAUCUUUAGGGAAUGAGAGUUCCUUCUCACUUAGAAUCCGAAGGGAAUUAAAAAGAAGAUGAAUGGUCUGGCAAUAUUCUGUAACUAUUGGGUGAAUAUGGUGGAAAAUAAUUUAGUGGAUGGAAUAUCAGAAGUAUAUCUGUACAGAUCAAGAAAAAAAGGGAGAAUAAAAUUCCUAUCUCAUAUUAUGCAUGUGACCCAUGGAAUCUCAUAACUGAAAGACUUGAAGGAUGAAAAUUUUGGGGAUACAAGAUUGGUGAACUAAAAUGCUGACAGAGAGGUUUCCAGAGCUAACUCGUGCCUGGGGCGGCCUUACAAUAAGCAGAUGCCUGAAAGAAGUCGGCCACGUCCGCCGUCUGCUAAUGCCCAUCACCCUUCAAGCCCAGUUUAAAGACCUGUCAUAUUUAAUUGUAUUUAUUUGAUGCUUACAAGAUGAUGUGAUACUGUAGCCUAAAGCAAAUGACACAUAGCAUUGCUUAUAAAGUUGGUAACCCUGCUAUAUUAUAUUGCAAACAAAUCGUAACUUGGAGACUAUGUUUAAGGGACUCAACUGUAAUUAUGGGAGCAUCAGUAUGCAAAUAGUGGUUGGCUUCUGCCAUCAGCCAAAAGAUGACAUUCAGGGAAAAUGGAGAGGCUGCCUGCACCGUUUUUUUAUGUUAAAUGAAAGAAAGGUGAAAUAGCUACUUCUCGUCUUCUUGAAAAAUUUGGUUCUUAUUCUGUAUAUGACUUCCUUACAGUGCUACAUUAACAGGAUAUUUCAUUACAUGCAUCUGGUAUCAAAUUAUUGGUUCUUCCUCAUUCUUUAAUACCAUACAGUAAGGUCAUUUAGACUGAGACUCGUACAAAACAACCUACUGGAGUACUUUGCCAUAGUUAACAUUUGCCUCCAGCCCUCUUAAAAAUGUCAGAAUUCAUCCCCUUUCCCUCAUUCCCAAAUUGUUGUCUAACUUUUCCAAAGUGACUCUUUCCUCCUUUUAUUCUAUGGAUUCGGAUGGUGGGAACAGUGGAAUGACAGUAGCUGCUCUGAGCUUGGUGUGAAGAAGGCCAGGCACAUGGGCAGCUGCUCAGUCUUCAGUUACCCUGAAGGUUGGUGUGAAUUCCUUCAUGAGAGUGCGAAGGCACUUUCAUGGGGGUCCCACAGCCAUCAGCCCUUCCUCCUGCUGGAUGAACUGUGAAAUCAUCAAUCCAGGCUGUGUUUCAAAUUGGAAAGGAUCUUAGGAGACAUCUCAGCUUCCUUUAGUUUGGGGAAAUUGAGACCAAGAGAGGCGAAGGGAUUGGUGCACAUAUCAGGCAUUGCCCAAUGCUCCAUCACAAAUAGGACCACACUCUUGAGUGUUUGAGAUAGUGUAGGACUUUAUCCAUUAAAUGAAACUAGCUUCUCCCAGAAUUAACUCAGUGGAUUUUAAAUAAUUUUAGCUUCCAAUGGUGUGUUUGCUACUUUUUUUAUGCCUGGUAUGUUUAGAUCUGACAUUCUUUUUAUGCUGAGAUAUAUCCCUCCUGGUAAGUAGCAAGGGGACAAGGAUAUCCACGUAGGAACCUACAUAAAUUGUCCUAAUCCAUAAGGGAGAUUAUGGCAACCAUCGCAAGUGGCAGUGGGUCCUGCCACUGAGGUGGGAAAAAUAAGAGAAUGAAAUAUUGCUAUCGGCUUUUACUUCUGAAAGAGGAAAUGUCUAUUGUUCGGGAAAAAAAUUACACAACAAAUGAAGGUAAUUUUAAACUCCUUUGCCUUAGAGCUUGGUAGAGGAUCAGUAUUCCAGGAACCUGAAAUACACUGAAACUCUCAAUUAUCUGAGGCUUUUAAGGGGAAUAUAUGGCACAAAUUAGCCAAAACAAAAUAAUUGGGAAAUCCCCUUAUAAAUUCCCUCUUUAUUAAAAUCUUACUAUAAAUUGAAGUUUUCUAGGUCCAAGAUAAUGUCCAUUAAUUUUCUACAAUAUCUGAAAAAGUUUCCACAAUAGGACAU